Messenger RNA from Helobdella robusta, 3665 nucleotides. RefSeq lists its product as hypothetical. Gene Ontology annotation, biological process: actin filament network formation; cortical actin cytoskeleton organization. Gene Ontology annotation, cellular component: cytoskeleton; cytoplasm. Gene Ontology annotation, molecular function: actin filament binding. The transcript is spliced from 23 exons. Lineage: Eukaryota; Metazoa; Annelida; Clitellata; Rhynchobdellida; Glossiphoniidae. Bases 1 to 3381 code for a protein of 1126 amino acids. The record is from RefSeq and is a predicted model, not a curated record.
AUGAUUCGAAUAUUUCUCGAUGAAAGCAUCAUUAACAUCACUCAUGUUUUGAUCAUCGAGCUAGCAGCCCCUACCUACACCUUCCUAACCAACAUACCACUGCUCAACCAAAUCGCUGGAGUAAAAAGAUUACUGAAGGCACCUCACAAAUUGGAAGACUGCACACUGCAACUGUAUAGGUGCGAGGGAUCGUCACACGAGUAUGCAUCCUAUCUGGACCUCGAUACUCCACUCGAAGAACAAUCGGAAGAGUUGGAAGGAUUCAUGGAAAGCAAAAAAAGUUCGUUGAUUUUACGAACGCAAAUAACGGUACGUGUUCACACGAUCAUAGAAAGAUUGCUGAACUCAUCGGGCAGAGAGCUGAGAAGAGCUCUCUUCUCUCUCAAACAACUUUUCCAAGAUGAUAAAGAUCUGGUGCACCAGUUUGCAAACAGUGAUGGCCUGGACUGUUUAAUAAAAGUCGGUGAUGAAACUGAUGCUAACUAUCAAAAUUAUAUUCUCAGAGCCAUCGGGCAAGUGAUGUUGUACGUGGAUGGUAUGAAUGGAAUCGUAAAUCAUAACGAAACAAUACAGUGGCUCUAUUCUUUACUCUCAUCUAAGUCAGCUCAAGUCUCGAAAACCGCUAUUAAGUUGUUGUUGGUCUUUGUGGAAUAUAACGAAACGAACGUCAACUUUUUACUGAAAGCUGUCAACACGGCAGAUUGUGGAAAGGGCAACAAAGCUUGGAAGAGGGUGAUCGACAUUCUGUCGGAUCAGGAUGGAAACGAUGAUGUGGAGUUGAAAAUCUUCGCCAUGACCCUCAUCAACAGGACCCUCAACGGCAUUCCAGACCAGGACACGUACUACGACGUUGUGGAUUCCCUGGAAGAGCAGGGUCUCGAAUCUAUCAUUAGAAGGAACCUAGAGGAUAAAAAUUGUGAUCCUGAAUUUGCGGAACAGUUGAACACUUACGAAACUGUCCUCAGCAGUGAAGAUGGCAACGCAACUGAAAAUCUGGCAAACAUCGUCAACAUUAGACAGUCGUUAAGGAAGAGACGAGAUGAAUCGAUGCUGCGUAGGAGGAGCAGACGAUUUAGUACCGGAAGUGCAUUCGACGAAACAUUCAAACCUACCGGAAAUAAAGGACAACAAAAACAUCAAAACGAACAACUAUCAACACGAUAUGCACGGCAGCCGAAAUCCUCAAGUAACAACAGCCUCUCAUCAAACAAAAAGUGGAUGCUCUACAAAAUAUCCAAACACGGCGGUGACGAUGACGAGAGCCAACAGCAAGAGUCAGGUGACGAUGAAGAUGAUGACGACAACAAACAAGGCGGACUGGGAAGUCUUCUUAGCAAGGCCAAACAAUCGCUGGGUGCCAAAAAAGUAGCAAGAGGUCCCACCGUUCCAAAACUACCCCCAAAGUCAGAGGCGGAUUUGCAGUGGGAACAGAUUGAGAAGAGCAUGAAGAGGCCUUUGAAAAUUAAAAAUGUUGAUUUCACGGAGUUGACGGAAGCGGAUGAAGUUGAUUACGUAUCCAUCCAACCAGGAGUGGCCAAUUCAUCGUUAGGACCCUUACCACUUGGUCCUCCGCCAUUCAACAUGAUGGGUGGAUUGCCUCCACUACCACCACCACUACCACCACCACUACCUCCACUUUCAGGAGGGCACGGACCUCCUCCUCCUCCUUUGCUACCCCCUGCUUUAUCUUUCAACAGUUUGCCUCCUCCACCACCACCAUUAAUGGGUGGCUUGCCCCCACCUCCACCACCACCAUUAAUGGGUGGCUUACCACCACCGCCUCCAUUAUUUGGUGGAUUAGCACCCCCACCCCUUUCGCAUGAUAACAAACCAGCUGCUAAAAAGACAAUAAAAUUGCAUUGGAAGGAAGCGAACGCCAGUUAUGUUCUUCCGUCUGGCAAACAAUCCGACACGUUUUGGACGAGUGUGGUGAAAGAAUUGGGACCCGUCAAAGUUGAUUCAGAAAAAGUGGAACAAUUGUUUGCUUCAAAAACUGUAGAAUUAAAAACAAAGAAACAAGAAGGCGCCAAAAAGGAACUUGCCAUUUUGGAUCCCAAACGAUCAAACGUCAUCAACAUCGGCCUCACUGCUCUGCCGCCACCGCGGACCAUCAAGACGGCCAUCUUGAAAAUGGAUUCUGCCAUCCUGAAUAGAGAAGUUAUAGAGAAACUGCUGAACACUAUGAUUCCGACGGAGGACGAAAAGACAAGAAUACUUGAUGCCCAAAAGCAGAACCCAGAGCUGACUUUAGGAAAUGCGGAACAGUUCUGUCUGACACUCAGCUCCAUUUCCAACCUGAAUGAUCGACUGAAGUUGUGGCUGUUCAAACUGGAUUUCGAUACCAUAGAAAAUGAAAUAGCAGAACCUAUGUACGAUUUGAAGCAGGGCAUCGAAGAACUAAGGAAAAGUAAGGCCCUCAAACAAAUUCUCGCAACCAUGCUCACUAUUGGAAACUUUCUCAACGGCUCCGAGGUUAAAGGUUUCACGAUUGAGUACCUUUCGAAAAUUCCAGAGAUCAAGGAUACAGUGCACAAACAUUCGCUGCUCUAUCACCUCUGCAACGUUAUACUCGAUCAAUUUCACGACACCACCGAUCUAUUUUCCGAAAUUGGGUCAAUAUCCCGGUGUUCAAAGGUUGAUUGGGACGAAAUGCUCUCCAAAUUAUCCAAACUGGAAAGUGACUGCAAGUUAUCAUGGGAAAACCUGAACAUCAUCAUCAAGAAUGAUCCUGGUGCAAACGCUAAGAAUAAAUUAUCCGACUUUCUAUUUGAAUGCGCUGAGCGUAUCGUCAUAUUGAAAUUUAUCCUCAAACGACUCAUGAACAGGUUCAGCAAAUUUCUCCUCUACCUCGGUUACACUUCUGACGGAGCACGCGAGGUGAAGGUCACACCAUUCUGUAAGGUCAUCAGUGAGUUCGCCCUUGAAUAUCGAACCAUGAGGGAUAAGCUAAUGCUUCAACGUGCCAAAAAAGUCAAUGAGUCGGAGAGGAAAAAGACGAGGGGGAAGAUGAUUGUCGAAACGGAUAAAUUUGCAGCCAAAACACGGACCCUACCUCUGGAAAGGGAAAGAGACGCCGACUUGAAGAUGCUACUCGGCAAGGGAAUGUCAGACAACAGUACAAAUUCGUUGCUUCUAUCAGGUGUUAAGGCGAGGAAGAAGAACGUUCUAAACACAGCCCAGGCCAACACAUUGCGUAGGCCAUCACGAACGGGUAGCAAGCAUACGACUGGACACGGCUCAGAGACAGAAGGGGUCGAUGAUAUUUUAGAAGCUGUCGUCAAAUCGGCCACAAAAUCGAACGCCGACGCCGUCACGGGCAAGCCGGCGCAGAGGAUUAAAACGUCGGAAAGGAAGUCUUGGAGGAGUUACAAUUAUAAUUAAAGACGAAAGCCGACCGACCGUAUGGCAAAAUUGUUGGUAGACCUCUCGAUGAACGGGCUUAUGAGCUGAGUCGGCUCUGAAUGAAUAAACAGAAUAUAAAUUUCUCGUUAUGAAUGAAUGUUGUUUCCGUCCCAGUAUAAUAAAAUUUAAUUUUUAUUUUAUUAUAAACUAAAUAAAUUACUAAUUAGUGAUAAACAACGAUUAUGCCUGGCAAGGAAUGAAUGGUGUUGUUUGUUUUCAGUGCAGAUUCUCAAGGACGUUAAAAAUAAUUAAAAAUGAUAAUC